UUUUAAUGCAGUUAAAAAGGGAGAAGUCAAUAUGGGGAUAGAGAGUGACAUUAGUUCUAUACUACAUGGAGAUCCAACUUUGCUGCAUAAAGAUAUUGAUGUUUUGACUGAAGCAGACAUAACCAAGUUUGUACCAAAAACCAAAUACAAUAUGUGUUAUAUAUGUGCGGCUAUACUCUUCGAUGACAAUGGUGAUGUCUUGCUUAUUCAAGAAGCCAAAGUAUCAUGUAGGGGAACAUGGUACUUGCCAGCUGGGCGACUAGAACCAGGAGAAACACUCAUUGAUGGUACAAAGAGGGAAGUUAAGGAAGAAGCAGGUCUGGAGUGUGAGUUAAAAGCACUGAUUGGUGUUGAAAUAUUAAGCCAUACUUGGAUGAGGUUCACAUUUACAGGCAAAGUAACUGGGGGAAAAUUAAAAACAUUGAAAGAGCAGGAUGAAGAGUCAAUGCAAGCUAAAUAUUUUAGCAAAGAAGAACUACUGGCUUCUAGCACUAAUAUUAGACACAAUGACAUCUACAGGCUUAUUGAACUGGGAAGGAAGUUCUGGGCAACAGAUUUAUCUGGCAACAGUCUACACACUUUACCAGCCAUUGUCCCACACAAACAUCUAAUACACAGAGUUAUAAUAAUUGAUCAUUCUAAUAAUAGUGAAAAAACAAAAAUGCAUGUUUUAGUAAACCUAAAAAAUGGUCCACAUAUUCCAACAGCUCUAAUAAACCAUGGUAGAGAAGCAUCUAUAGCUUUAUCUGUCUAUGCAAUCAUAAGAGAUGCAUUUACAAAAAAUCCAAGCUCUGCGUCUAUAAGGAUGUGUGGAAUAUUAGGCGUUGAGCAUCGUGGUACUGGAGAGCAAGAAGAUGGGAUUUGCAUUACAUCAUUGGUCAGUCUUGAUUUAUCAGAUGGAAUUGAACCCCCGUCAGUGACAUCCUCAAAUUAUAAGUGGUGUUUGAUCAAUGAAAUUGACUUACAGAAGAAAUUAUCAGAUGGAGCAAAGGGAAAAAUUAUCCCUUUACUUUAAUGUUUUAGGUGUAAUAGUUUGUCUAGGUUAUGAAUCUACACUGUGGUGCUGUACUUAAUUUUAACUAUUUACCUGAUAAUGUAUCAUUAUUGAUUACUGCAGUUCUUAUUUUUAAGUAUUAUAAAGCAGUUGACUGGCUUAAUAAGUAUGUGGCACAAUUAUUUCAGCUUAGGUAUAUGUAUUUAUUUUAGUGUAUGUAUUUAACUGUUAUUAAUUCACUUGUUUUGUUAUAACAUUCUCUUUCUAUGAUAGAUAAAUCUUAUUAAAGAUAAAAUCUUCAUGACCAAUAUUUUUUGUUUAUAUUUAAUGGUUUUGUUUUUACUUAAACAUUUUUCACUAGAGCAGGAACAACUUUUCUUUAAUACAAUUUUUUUUAAAAAGUUUUUUAAAAGAUUAAAUUAUUAUAUUAAGCUAACACAUUUUUAAUACAAGAUAAUCAUUUGUUGAUACUUUUGAUGAUAUCAAUUCACUUACAAAUAAGUUUUGUAUUACACUUUUUAAAUAGUAUUUGCACAAUGUGUCAAUUUUAGUUUGAUUUUUAUAUUAUUGUACAAUCCCAUUCCAUUAAGACUUUAUGUUUUCAAAUCAAAACAGAAUCAAUGUUUUAAAGUAAUAAGAAUAUAGAUGUUAACACAAAAUCAGUCAAUCAAAAAUUACAAUAAUAUUAAAAGCUAAUGAAAUUUAUAAAUAUAAGCAACAUGCAUUUUUUUCUUCAUUUAUUUCUUGUUAUUAAUACUGUUGCAAACCCAUUAAGGAACUUACAAUAGAUGUAUAUUGCUUUCUGGAGGUUUUUAAAGACACUUCUGUCUUUUUGUUAUUUACUUGAUUGAAGUUUUAAAAUAAUUUUUGACACAUUUUUUUUUUUUUUUGGUUUGAACUUUGAAAGAUGGGUAUUUGUUUGAUAGAAAUUAUACUGUGAUAUUUCUUUUACAUCCCAUUUUAACAGUAUGCUCAUAACUUUUAGUUUUGUUUAAAAAAAACUAUAGUUUUUUAUAGUUAUUUUACAUUAUUAUUUAUUUUGAAUUAAAUUAUUUAAAAAAUUGA
Physella acuta is the source of this 2059-nucleotide messenger RNA. Its product is annotated as 8-oxo-dGDP phosphatase NUDT18. NCBI's taxonomy places the organism in Eukaryota, Metazoa, Mollusca, Gastropoda, Physidae. Gene Ontology annotation, molecular function: 8-oxo-GDP phosphatase activity; 8-oxo-dGDP phosphatase activity. The record is from RefSeq and is a predicted model, not a curated record.